UGCGCAACAUGCGCAAGAGCACAACACUAGUUUACAAAGUUUAUCAAGUUUUAACUGAGUUUAGUUUAUGUUUAGCUAACACCAAGCUUUCUGCUAAUAUCGUUAUUCGUAUUAGUAGUCUGAAUUAAUUGAGAUAAUUUUAUAGUUACUCGUUCGUAAAAGGCAAUGGGUGGAUGGAAGCUCGAGAUUUUCAAGAUGGCUGUUUACAUGUCAUUCCCUGUUGCAACAUUUUGGUACUUUAAUAAACCAAAGUUUUACGAGGAUUGGACUAUAAAAAUGAGGAGAGAGUUAUACCCACCUGAAAAUAAACUUCAUACAGAGGAGAUUCAAGAAGCAAUUAUGCAACAUAACAAAAGAAAAGAAGAGCAGCUGAUAAAGUUAAUGGAAUCAGAAGAGAACAAGCACUAAGUCAAUGCAGACAAUAUGACAACUACGUUUUACAUAAAUGACUAAACAGAUGUCACAAUAGUCACUUGUUAUUUAGAGAUACGUAAAGGGUGUUAUCAUGUUCAUUGUACAACUCAUGAAGUGGGCUGAAAUCAUUUGAUAACGGUAGGCUACCUUUAUGUAUUCACUUUGUCUGUUUGUGACCAUGGGCAAUUCAUGAUAAUCUGCAGAACUUUACCAAUUUACGUCAUUUUAUUGUCGCAUUUCAAAUGCUUUCUAAUGCAAUGGCUAUUUUCAUGCUUUGUAAAUACUAUCAAAUAAUUUUUGAAUAACACAA
Messenger RNA from Priapulus caudatus, 724 nucleotides. Its product is annotated as protein PET100 homolog, mitochondrial-like. Gene Ontology annotation, biological process: mitochondrial respiratory chain complex IV assembly. Gene Ontology annotation, cellular component: mitochondrion; mitochondrial inner membrane. NCBI's taxonomy places the organism in Eukaryota, Metazoa, Priapulida, Priapulimorpha, Priapulimorphida, Priapulidae. Bases 166 to 408 code for a protein of 80 amino acids. The transcript is spliced from 4 exons. The record is from RefSeq and is a predicted model, not a curated record.